Molecule: messenger RNA, 627 nt
Organism: Volvox carteri f. nagariensis
Lineage: Eukaryota; Viridiplantae; Chlorophyta; Chlorophyceae; Chlamydomonadales; Volvocaceae
Gene: sex2
Product: sex-inducer, sex-inducing pheromone
Exons: 5
Coding region: 1-627 (208 amino acids)
Source: RefSeq, a predicted model, not a curated record
AUGGCAGUAGUGGUAGUCAAUUCUGCAACCGCCUCACUUUUGGCGGUGUGUUUGGUCUUCAUGGCUGUUGGGCUCUGCACGGGCCAAAUUGUCGAUGUCAAAUUUCCCAGCUGCAGGUGCGAGCGAGAGCUUACACCCUUCGCCAUCAAGUCGGCAGCCACUCAGCUGACAUCUCGCAAUCCCGGCGUGGUCAACUUGUACUGCUUUGAGAUCGGCAUCGUAAACUCUGGAUCCGGCGCAUGCUACACAGAACCCGCUUCCCAGAACUUAUCCAAGGUAUCCGUCUACGCUCAGGCCGCCCAGCGCGACCGUCUAUCGGCCUUUGGGGUCCUCCUGGCUGGUGCGCCUGUCAGCAACAUGACCUAUCUCACUCCCAGAUGGGACUCACUGAACAUGACCACCAUCAGCAACCUUAACUUCAGCAAGACGCAGGCGAAUGGUACCAGGAUCUGUCUUGAGCUGUUCAAGCCUACCACCAUCAACGAGUUUUGCGAACGAGAGGGCGCGUCAGGAUCGUUCUGCUGGGUUGCCCUGUUUAAUGACAACAACUGUGUACCGCCUAACUCAACCGUGGUGAUCUCUAAGCGCCUGUGCUGCCCAAGAUUUCAGUCUAUCCUGUCCCCGUGA